This is a messenger RNA of Cylicocyclus nassatus, 288 nucleotides long. The record is from the annotation of a GenBank genome assembly. NCBI's taxonomy places the organism in Eukaryota, Metazoa, Nematoda, Chromadorea, Rhabditida, Strongylidae.
AUGGAUAUGAUGUGUCAAACGAUGCUCUAUCUGCCUUGCGAUCCAGAGCUUAUCAUAUUCAAAGUGGACAGCUUUGCCGAGAUGGAUUGGGCUAAAGCUUUGACGCUCAGCAUGGAUCUGGACGUGUUCGCCAGUCUCAUCGCGUGGGGUAGUCAGUCCAUUAGCUAUUUCUGUCCAUUGGACGGCUUUUCAUUUGCGCAAGUUCUGCUGGCGAUUCGCCGACGAAAGACGACGAUCCAUUCGAACGUAUCGCAAUGUGUCGUGGCUGAUCUAACCGAUAAGCAUUGA